AUGUCCCAGGAACUUAACCUCAACUUCCUGAAGGGACUGGAGCAAGAGGUUAUUUUGGAUGUCUUGUAUCGUGACCAAAUAUUGAGAAAGAUGGAUGACGAAAGAAUAAGGAAACUAAAAACGCAGCUGCAGCAACUUCGGUGGGAAGGGUCAAAAAGCACAAGCCACGAACACCCGGAGAAGUCAUGCGCCCGCUGUCAGAAAGCUCUUGGAGUGCUGAUAAAUAGAGGGGCUGUAUGCAAUGGGUGCAGCCAUCGAGUAUGUCCUGGAUGUCGCAUCUUUCUGAAUCCCUACAUGUGGAAAUGCACUGUCUGCUACGCGCAUGAGGAUAUUAAAGCAAAAGCAGGUGAAUGGUUCUUUGAGGAGCGAGCAAAGAAAUUUCCAGCUGAAGAUAGGCACGAAACUGCUGGCAUAAAGCUCCUGAAAUCUUAUCAAAAACUAAGUAACAUUUCUGUGGUUCCUCCAACCCCACCUCCAUUUUCUGAGUCGACAAGUGGAGUUAAUACAGUGGAACAUGACCAGAAGAAAGGUUUCCAUAGGUCUGUGGAAAACCUGUUUCUGUCUUUUACCACUCAUAUAAGAAGUAUCUCAAAGUCCCAGAAUGACAUGGUAGUUGACAAAUGUCUUCUAACGGCUGAUUAUGGGCAGGAGAUGGAACUAAAGAAAGAGAAGAGGAGCCAGUCUGAUACUGCCAUUGAUAUUGCAAACAGGGUAAAACAGGCCCCGAGUCUUCAGCGACUUAUAAGUGGAGCACAAGAAGACAGUGUAAUUACUUCUGAACGGGAUUCCAUCCAAACGGUUGUGCCAUCUAGUCCCCAGAGUGGCAUAUUUUCUGCAGGCAUAAAACGAGGUAGUUUGUAUAGCAUAAACAGUACUUGCAGUGAGGCUGGCAACUUUGAGAAAGCUGAUGUCAGUGGUGAAAUAGAAUUUGCCAUCAGAUAUAUUUUCAAAUCAAGCAUUUUAGAAAUAUGCAUAAAGGCCUGCAAGAAUUUGGCUUAUGGAGAGGAAAGAAAGAAAAAAUGCAACCCGUAUGUCAAGACUUAUUUGUUACCAGAUAAAUCUCCUCAGAGUAAACGGAAGACAUCUGUCAAAAAGAACACAGUGGAUCCUGCUUUCCAUGAAACGUUAAAGUACAAGACUGAAUACUCCCAGCUGGAAACGCGACAACUUCAGGUGUCCGUCUGGCACUCUGGAACUUUCAGACGCCGAGUAUUCCUUGGGGAAGUGGUCGUAUCAUUUGAAUCAUGGAAUUUUGAAGACAAGUCAGCUCAGUUGUUUAGUUGGUAUCAACUGAAAACAAAGGCUGAAAAGUCAGAAGAUAAUAUGAUUCACUACAGUGGAGAACUUCUGGUGCGUGCAAAGCUGGUUUCACCUUCCCUCUGUAAUAACUCUGAAUCUGAAGACCAAAUGAAAAAGAAUGCAAAGCACUUGAGGGAAGACAAAACAUAUCCUGAUUACCAGCUCCAUAUUAUAGUACUUGAAGCUAAGAAUUUGCCAAUUACAAGACCUGAUGGCAUACUGAACUCAUUUGUUAAAAGCUGCCUGUGCAUCCUGGGACAACGUGACAUGAAACAAAGGACUCCUGUGCUGAAGAAACAAGCCCAUCCACAAUGGAAACACUUGUUUGUCUUUAAUGGUGUUACCCCAUCUCAGCUGCAGCAGUCUUGUCUGGACUUAACCGUCUGGGAUCAAGCACCUUUCGGCUUACGUGAACAAUUUCUGGGUGGCACAAGGCUCGGAACAACAUUCCAAUCCAGAACCUCAGAUGCAACCUCUCAAGCAUGUCUUCAGUGGCAAAAAGUGCUCAGCAGCCCAUAUGAAUGGACAGACAUAACACUUACCUUGCAUUCCAAUGCUCAUGAGUUUGACUACUGAACCAUUUUCAGAC
Messenger RNA from Euleptes europaea (tarantolino), 1888 nucleotides. RefSeq names its product synaptotagmin like 3 (gene SYTL3). Lineage: Eukaryota; Metazoa; Chordata; Lepidosauria; Squamata; Sphaerodactylidae. Gene Ontology annotation, molecular function: neurexin family protein binding; small GTPase binding. The record is from RefSeq and is a predicted model, not a curated record. Gene Ontology annotation, cellular component: exocytic vesicle; plasma membrane. Gene Ontology annotation, biological process: intracellular protein transport; exocytosis. The transcript has 15 exons. The coding region runs from base 1 to 1875 and encodes 624 amino acids.